GAACGGUGUAUCGCUUGCAAACUUUGCGAAGCUAUAUGUCCAGCUCAAGCAAUCACUAUUGAGGCUGAGCCAAGAGCUGAUGGGAGUAGAAGGACAACUAGAUAUGAUAUUGAUAUGACCAAGUGCAUCUACUGCGGAUUUUGCCAGGAAGCGUGUCCAGUAGACGCCAUCGUAGAGGGACCGAACUUCGAAUAUUCUACUGAAACACAUGAAGAAUUACUGUAUAAUAAAGAAAAAUUGCUGCAAAAUGGUGAUAGAUGGGAAGUCGAAAUCUCAGAAAACCUAAAAGCAGAUUAUGUGUAUCGAUGAAGUAUCAUUUCGUUCAUUUGGUUUGUAAAUGAUUUAAUUCACAGGAUCUAUGCACUACUAAUUUCAUAUUUAAACAACCAAUAUCAACUUUUCUCAUAUGUUAGAUUGUUAACGAAUUCAAGACAGCUGGUUAUUCCUAGGUACAUUGAUUUAGA
Schistosoma curassoni is the source of this 464-nucleotide messenger RNA. The record is from the annotation of a GenBank genome assembly. NCBI's taxonomy places the organism in Eukaryota, Metazoa, Platyhelminthes, Trematoda, Strigeidida, Schistosomatidae.